AAUCGACUCGGAGUUCAUGAUUCAGCACGACACCUCGGUGCCUCCUACCACAGCCGAUAGCUAGUUCGGGCUGAGUAUUAUUGCUAGCUGUGCUGCAGACGAUUUGACAUGAGGAUUUCUGAGGACAUGAGGAAGGAGAGGACUCGGUGGCGCUCAGUGACGAACUGCUGACAGUACGAGAAUGAAACAUGGCCCAUUUCACCACAUCAUCCACUGCAGCGAGCGGAAACCUUAUUAAGAGCUCAGAGCAACUGGACUGCAGAGGAACAGCACUGCAGCUCAUUCACAGGACGAGCACCCAGCAAGCGAAUUCAUUCUUUUAAUUAAUCUGUACGACCAAACAAUGGCUUAUUUCCGUGCAUCAUUUAAAUGACAAUGUGUCCUUUUUUAAACGGUAAAUCACAAAGGCUGGAUAUUGCACUAGGUUGAUGUUACAGUAGCUGUACAGUUGGGUUGCAUUCUUCUAAAAAGAGAUCAAAAUGACGGUGGAAAAUUCGACAAUUAAAACCCGGAUUAAAAACCUGCUCCGAACACCUUCCAUCAAACUGAGGAAACACAGAUCUGGAAACCUUAAGGAAAACCUAGGAAAGAAGGUGACUCUUGAAAAGGUUUUGGGAAUUACAGCUGCAGGAAACCGAGCUUUGGCGUGUGACCCUCACUCCGGUUUGGUAGCCUACCCUGCAGGGUGUGUGGUGGUGCUGCUGAAUCCCAAAAAGAGCAAACAGUGUCAUAUUCUCAACAACUCCAGGAAAACAAUCACCACUCUAGCUUUUUCACCAGAUGGCAAAUAUGUAGUUACAGGAGAGAGUGGUCAUAUGCCAGCAGUGCGUGUGUGGGAUGUGGCAGAGAGGACUCAGGUCGCAGAAUUGCAGGAGCAUAAGUACGGUGUGGCCUGCGUGGCAUUCUCCCCCAACAGCAAGUACAUUGUCAGUGUGGGAUACCAGCAUGACAUGAUCGUCAACGUCUGGGCCUGGAAGAAAAAUGUACUGGUUGCUGCCAACAAAGUGUCAAGUAAAGUGACGGCUGUGUCAUUCUCUGAUGACAGCUCUUACUUUGUCACAGCAGGAAACAGACACGUCAAGUUUUGGUACCUGGACCACACCAAGUCCUCCAAGGUCAAUGCCACAGUGCCCCUUCUGGGCCGUUCUGGGCUGCUGGGCGAGCUCAGAAAUAACUUCUUCAGUGACGUAGCGUGUGGCAAGGGCCGGAAGGCCAACAGCACUUUCUGCAUCACCUCCUCAGGCCUGCUGUGUGAGUUCAAUGACAAGAGGUUGCUGGAUAAGUGGGUGGAGCUCAGGAAAAAUGACAAUAUUACAACUGGAUUAGCCACGGCGCUGUCUGUAACAGAGGAACUGAUAUUCUGUGGAUGUGCUGAUGGAACAGUUCGAGCUUUCAGUCCAAUCAACCUGCACUUUAUCUGCACUAUGCCUCGCCCACACAGCCUAGGCACUGACGUUGCCACUGUCACUGAGGCAAGCCACCUGUUUGCAUACAAGUUGGAUGCUCGGUACCCUGACACAGUAGCCGUAUCGUAUGACUCUACCAACCGCUGGCUGUCUUGCGUUUACAAUGACCACAGUCUGUACGUCUGGGAUGUCCGUGACCUCCGAAAAGUGGGAAAGGUCUACUCUGCCCUUUAUCACUCCUCGUGUGUGUGGAGUGUGGAGGUAUACCCAGAGAGCAAGAAAAAAGAGACUUCCUGCCUCACUCCUGGAUCAUUCCUUAGCUGUUCCUCAGACAACACCAUCCGCUUGUGGAACACAGACACAUACAAUGCCAGACUCAACCACAACGUCAUCAGUAAUGAUCUCCAGAAGAUCAUUUACAUAGAUAAUAACGUCACAGCUUUGCUAGACACAGACUGCACAGUAUCUAGCAACUCUGAAAAAGCUGACGUACAAACCUCUGAGAACAGGAUUGGCAUUAGGACCAUGUGCGUGAGUCCAGAUGGGCAGCAUCUGGCAUCAGGCGAUCGCAAUGGAGUACUGAGGAUCCAUGAGCUGCAAAGCAUGGAGGAGAUUCUGAAUGUGCAGGCCCAUGAUUCAGAGAUCCUGUGUUUGGAGUAUUCAAAGCCUGAGACAGGCUUGGGGAUGCUGGCCUCAGCAAGCAGAGACAGGUUGAUACAUGUUCUGGACGCAGAGCAUGAGUAUGAGCUGCUGCAGACACUGGACGAACACUCCUCCUCCAUCAAUGCAGUGCACUUUGCUGCAAACGAUGGUAAAAUCAGAAUGAUCAGCUGUGGGGCUGACAAAAGUAUUUACUUUCGGACUGCACAUAAGACAGAUGAAGGAAUUAAGUUUACACGCAAUCAUCAUAUAGUGAGGAAGACUACUCUCUGUGAUAUGGAUAUUGACCCAACAUGCAAGUAUGCAACUAUUGGCUGCCAGGACCGCAGCAUCAGGAUCUUUAACAUCAGUAAUGGCAAACAGAAAAAAAUCUACAAGGGAUCUCAGGGGGAGGAUGGUACCAUCAUUAAGGUCCAGAUUGAUCCCUCUGGGCUGUACGUGGCUACCAGCUGCUCAGACAAAAACAUCAACAUCUUUGACUUCUACACUGGAGAGUGUAUGGCCACCAUGUUUGGACACUCAGAGAUUGUAACAGGAAUCAAGUUUACCAAUGACUGCAGGCAUCUAAUAUCAGUGUCAGGAGACAGCUGCAUUUUUGUAUGGAGACUAAGUCCAGAGCUGACCAUCAGUAUGAGGCAGAGGCUGGCUGAUCUGAAAAAGAAGAAUCUCCCUGUACAGAAAAGCCCAUCUAACAAACCCCAAACAGCCAGUCCCAGAAAGGAGGUACACAGUGCCCCAGCUGUAGGCACCAUCUUCUCAGACAGUGAUAAAGAGGUAGAGGAAGAGGAGGGUAUAGAAGAGGAAGAUGAGUUUCCUCACCCAUCUUCCGGCAGCAGUACAGGAGAAGAGAAUGAAAAGCACGACUCAGUCAGUUCCAACAUCAUAGAACUAAAAAAGUGUUCUGAGAACACUGCUGCAUGUGAGAGUUCCGCUCGGAGGCCGAGGCGACGCUGGUCUAGGAGAAUGGGCAGCAUGGAUCUAAUGGUAAAGUCCAUGCUAGAUCUGAGGCAGCUGGAGUCCUUUGCUACGUCGACUUCACCCGGCACGUGCCCUGCUGUGACCCGAGAACCUCCGCUGCGCUCAGAUCUGGAGUUAGGCAGUACUGUCAGCCUACAGACCAUUUCUGGAUGGAUGGAGAAAGAAGACUCGUCUAUCCCAAGUGGACAAGCACGUCCUCAGUAUAUCUCGCUGUCCCCACAGACCCCUGAUACAGAUGCUGUUGUGCUUUACCCUGAGAACUUUGAGGAUAGAAUAAGCCUGGCAGGCAGUGAGUACCAGGUGAAGGAGUUAGCACUUGCUAUGAAGGUGCUUAAAGGAAACUCCUGCCCUGACAAGCACAGCCCUGACAGUGCAUGCUCAAUGGAUUAUUCCAACAGCCAUCUCUCCAGUCCUGAGCAUCCUGGAGAAGACUCUGAACCCACUGAACCACUGAGUGUAGAUGGGAACUCAUCAGAGCUGGAAAUGGAAGACCUAGAUGAGGAUGAGGAGGAGAGGAAGAGUGAGACCUUUGUACCUCAGACUCCAGACCAUGAGGCCUUUCUUAAAACACAUUUUGGAAACCUAACCGACCGUGGCAGCUCAGAUGCAGCAAGCUCUACUGGUCCUCAUCCACCAAAUGUUAGCAUCUCAUCCAAGUUCUUCUCUCAAAGUUCCAGCAGCAGCAAACAGAUAUUGCACUUCGCUCUAUCCAAAACUACUGAGAGUAAGACUGCUUGCAGAGUGGUGCACCCGCUGGUCCUGGAGGUACACCCCCUUAUGAAGAGUGGGCAGCAGGAACUCCAGAACCUUGAGAGGAAUGUAACACUAGACAAUAGGUGUGCUCCUGUGGAGGACUUUAACAAAGUAUCCAGCCCUUCUGUUGAUGCUAAUUCUCUGGCUAUCUCAGCUGGCAUGAGAAAAGCCCAGUCAAUACACAGCAUCUCAUCAGAGGCUGAUGUGCUCCAGUCACCUACACGAUCUAUUAAGGAGGCUUCCUCUCAACCCCAGCACACCGAGCGCACUACAUUGUCUACACCACGCCGUACCCCUACUGGUGUUAUUCUCUCCAACCCAUCGUCUACUCAACCUAAGGACUGCCCAACUCCCACCAAAUCCAAGCAGUCUACACGUUCCUACAUGAGCCCUACCACCAGUUUCAUGGCCAAGGUGUCACGUUCUAUGUCCAUGGGGGACAGUUUAAAUGUAAGUGAACUCGGAGAGAUGAACGCAUGCUCGGACCUCCGCCGAGCCUCUGGAACGGACACUUCCAACCUCCGUAAUGGCUCUCGGAGCAAACCUUCAUCUCCAGUAGUGCCACUGCCCUCAACAGUUAUUGGCUCUCCAUCCCACAGUGCUGUUACCCCCACUCUCAGUGGUGCCUCCAAUGCAAACCCCUCUUCUAAAAACCUUCAGACCAAUUUAACUGCCAGUACCCGCCCACAACUUCAUUUGGACCUCUCCAGACCUCUUCCAGAUAAACCCUCCAUGGCUUCCUUUUCUCCUAAUAGCAGGAUGACAAAGCCUAAAGAUGAGUGCGGUAACAGGACUCCAGUGUGUGUGUGUCCACUGCCAGGACCGUCUCAGCCAUCCACCAGCACAGUCCCAGUGCAGUCAAUCACAUGUUCUAUGGCUACUCAAAGCACCCCUCUGGAACUCCAUACAGACCAGUCUGCAGGCCCAGCUGAGAACCAAGGAUUGUUUGAAGAGGUUCAGACCAAGCACACCACUCAGAGAGAGGACAACCCCAUGUACCUUCAGAAAGACAACCGAGCCCAACAUACAGAUACAUCUCUUAGUAUAGAUACAUGCAGACUUGUGGCUAGUGAACUUCAGAGCAAUUUCAAAAGAGCAUGUCACCUCUACAGAAUGCUAAACACUUCCUCAGACUCCAGCGAGGAUCAGCAGCAAAUGGCUCAAGUUCUGGCAGAGACGUUCUCAGCAAUGCAAGCUGAAUUAAACACUCUGCCGUGUUACCAGACAGCCUCCAAUUCUGUGUGUGUUCUGGGCAGCGGUGCAGGGGUGGUGGGAGAGGAACGAACACUGGCACUGCUGGAACAGUACUCCCAGCUGCUGCUUAGAGCUGUGGAGAAGAGGAUGGACAGCAAAGUAUAAAACGGCUUAUUUUAUUUACAGAACUGAGGCUCAGGAUGGGACUCAAGCCAUGAUACUGCAGUCAGUUUUGUGGGGUCCCCCCCCCCAAACACUUUUGUCUAUAGAUCCUUUUGUGAUUUGAACCUUACUGUACACACCACCAGCACAGAUGAAUGAGCCCAGACUAACAGGACCACAUCAAAAUUAGCAUGGCUGCACUGCACUACAGUCAUUAACCUCACCAUCCUACCUCACCAGUACUUUCCUUUUACUGUACUCCAGCAGCACCCUUGCACUCUUUCCUUCUUCACCUUACAUACAAAUAUUGGACCCUUUUAUUUAGUAGCUAUUUAUGUAUAUUAGAAAUAAAAGCUGGGCUUUACUGUCUUGUAAAUAAAA
Molecule: messenger RNA, 5534 nt
Organism: Trichomycterus rosablanca
Lineage: Eukaryota; Metazoa; Chordata; Actinopteri; Siluriformes; Trichomycteridae
Gene: mapkbp1
Product: mitogen-activated protein kinase binding protein 1
Exons: 31
Coding region: 480-5156 (1558 amino acids)
Biological process (GO): positive regulation of JNK cascade; negative regulation of canonical NF-kappaB signal transduction
Cellular component (GO): cytoplasm
Molecular function (GO): protein binding
Source: RefSeq, a predicted model, not a curated record